CGGAGGCGCCGGACUUGGCUGCCGAUGCACAGUCCCGCGGUGGUCCGGUAACUGCCGCUGUGGCAGCGCCCGGGAGGAGGUGGCCUGGGAGCCUGAGAGAGAGGGAGAGGGAGACUGGCAGGGAGGAGGCGGAGGCAGGGGCAGGGCCGCCGCGAGGGAGCAGGCAGGCGCGCGGCGGCUGCCCCAGGGCUGGGAGCAGAGGCCGGGCGGGGGCGGGGACUGGCCGCGCGACGGGCGCCAGGCCCGGGGCUGUAGGCACGGUGCCCAGCCCCCGGCGCACGCCGAGCCGCCGCCGCCGCCGCUGCUGCAGUCGGCAUCCAUCAGCGGGCGGGGGUGUCGCGGACCAGGCUGCUCCGCAGAGCCCAACGCGGCCCGGCGCGCCCGCCCCGCCCCGCGGCCUGCCGGCCCGCAGGAGCCGAGGGGGCGCCCCCCGCCCAGCCUACCCGAGAUGGGGACCCCCAGGCCCAGGCGUGCUGGUCACCAUGACAACAGAGACAGGCCCAGAUUCUGAGGUGAAGAAGGCUCAGGAGGAGGCCCCGCAGCAGCCUGAGGCAGCCGCCGCAGCUACCACCCCUGUGACCCCCGCAGGCCACGGCCAUCCCGAGGCCAACUCCAAUGAGAAGCAUCCGGCCCAUCAGGACGCUCGGCCUGCUGAACAGAGCCUAGACAUGGAGGAGAAGGACUACGGGGAGGCCGAUGGCCUGUCAGAGAGGACCACGCCCAGCAAGGCCCAGAAAUCGCCCCAGAAGAUUGCCAAGAAAUACAAGAGUGCCGUCUGCCGAGUCACUCUGCUCGAUGCCUCUGAGUAUGAGUGUGAGGUGGAGAAACACGGCAGGGGCCAGGUGCUGUUUGACCUGGUCUGUGAGCACCUCAACCUCCUGGAGAAGGACUACUUUGGCCUGACCUUCUGUGAUGCCGACAGCCAGAAGAACUGGCUGGACCCCUCCAAGGAAAUCAAGAAGCAGAUCCGGAGCAGCCCCUGGAAUUUUGCCUUCACAGUCAAGUUCUACCCCCCUGACCCUGCCCAGCUGACAGAAGACAUCACAAGAUACUACCUGUGCCUGCAGCUGCGGGCGGACAUCAUCACGGGCCGCCUGCCCUGCUCCUUCGUCACGCAUGCCCUGCUGGGCUCCUAUGCCGUGCAGGCUGAGCUGGGCGACUAUGACGCCGAGGAACAUGUGGGCAACUAUGUCAGCGAGCUCCGCUUCGCCCCUAACCAGACCCGGGAGCUGGAAGAAAGGAUCAUGGAGCUGCACAAGACGUACAGGGGCAUGACCCCAGGAGAAGCAGAAAUCCACUUCCUAGAGAACGCCAAGAAGCUUUCUAUGUACGGAGUAGACCUGCACCAUGCCAAGGACUCUGAGGGCAUCGACAUCAUGUUAGGAGUCUGUGCCAAUGGCCUGCUCAUCUACCGGGACCGGCUGAGGAUCAACCGCUUCGCCUGGCCCAAGAUUCUCAAGAUCUCCUACAAGAGGAGUAACUUCUACAUCAAGAUCCGGCCUGGGGAGUAUGAGCAGUUUGAGAGCACGAUUGGCUUUAAGCUCCCAAAUCACCGGUCGGCCAAGAGACUGUGGAAGGUCUGCAUUGAGCAUCAUACGUUCUUCCGGCUGGUGUCCCCUGAGCCCCCACCCAAGGGCUUCCUGGUGAUGGGCUCCAAAUUUCGGUAUAGUGGGAGGACCCAGGCACAGACCCGCCAGGCCAGCGCCCUCAUCGACCGGCCCGCGCCCUUCUUUGAGCGUUCCUCCAGCAAACGGUACACCAUGUCCCGCAGCCUUGACGGAGCAGAGUUCUCUCGCCCAGCCUCUGUCAGUGAGAACCACGACGCAGGACCUGACAAUGACAAGCGGGAGGAGGAUGGCGAGUUUGGGGGGCAGCGGUCAGAGGCUGAGGAGGGAGAGGUCAGGACCCCCACCAAGAUCAAGGAGUUAAAGCCGGAGCAGGAAACCACGCCGAGACACAAGCAGGAGUUCUUAGACAAGCCAGAGGAUGUCUUGCUGAAGCACCAGGCCAGCAUCAACGAGCUCAAGAGGACCUUGAAGGAACCCAACAGCAAACUGAUCCACCGGGAUCGAGACUGGGAGCGGGAACGCAGGCUGCCCUCGUCUCCCGCCUCCCCCUCCCCCAAGGGCACCCCUGAGAAGGUCAACGAGUCCCAGAGGACCCAGGACACCUCUCAGCAGGACUUGGCACCUGAGCCUGGGACGGCCACAGGCUUGGAAGUGUUCACUCAGAAAAGCCUCGCAGCGUCUCCUGAGGGUUCAGAGCAUUGGGUAUUUAUAGAAAGAGAGUACCUUAGGCCAGAAGAACUCAGUCUCCUAAAAGUGACCACCACACAGCAGGAAGAAAGGGAGGCAGGCCUCGCAGACAUGCUUGCUGACGGCAGACUCUCCAAGGUAGACGUCCUGGUGGACAAGUUCACCUUUGAAAUGGCCACAGAAGAAAAGGUGGGAGCCAGAGGAGCAAACAUCCAGCGACAAGGAAGAAUGAUCAUGAGCCCUGAAGACUUCGAGUCAGUGUGGGGGGAAUGCCCCUGGGUCAGGGAAGGCCCAGGAGGGGCUUCUCUGGCUGCAGGCUGCACGCUGGCAGGAACGCUCCCAGAGGGCUCCUGGUUCAGGGUGGACCCUGGGGAGGCAACCAUCAGGAAGCAGCGGGCCUCCGGGGGUCAGCUGGAGGGCCUGGCGGAGCUGAGGCAGGAGCGGGAGGAGUUCCAGGCUCACAGAAGACCCGCCGCCCCAGCCACCGGCCCCGCAGAGGUGGAUGUCCCCUCUCUAGCCUCCGACGCGGGAGGACUCCAGUCGUUUCUGCUGGACCCAGCCUACGCAGAAGCCAGAGCCGACUCGAGCGAUGAAACCGACACUUCCUUUGCAGAGAGAAGCUUCUAUUUAAACUAUGGAGAGAAAGAGUCUGAAGACCAAGUCCUCCCUCCGGCCCUGGAGGAGAGAGAAGAGCACUUAGAUGCCCCACCUGGCUGUGAGACCGGGCGGAAGCUCUCGGAGGAGCUCACGGAGAGCUCAGAGCUGGACUCCUCCAGCCCGUGGGGCUCUGCUGCCGCUGUCGGCAGAAACAAGCACCAUGAGGGUGAAGCCCACUCAGCUUCCUCAGAGGGAGGGGCGGGGCCCCCCAGGAACCAAGGACCAGAUGACCUGGAGGUCUUUGUCAAGCAGCUCGGAAAGGGACCUUCUCCAGGGCUGAUGUUUGCUGAGGACUGGGACGAAGCCCGGUGGGAGAUGCAAGGAGAGUCUACCCACCCAGCAUCCUCAGUAGCUGCAGAGGAAGAGACCCCCCAGAGUGGAGAUUUGAUGGGAAAGGCUGCGAAAAGUCCCCCAGGAGAAUGGAACCACUCACCUCACAGAGGAGGGGGCGUGCGUCCAGACCGCCAGGCCUGUGCCCUUCCGUGGGCCAUCCCUCCUAGUGAUGUCAGGAAGCCAGCCAAGCUGGACAGAGGCAACUUCCUGACCAGAGAGAGGGGACCAGUUCACACCCAAACAGGAGAACCUGUGACAGAGGACAGCAAGGCCCCAGUGUUUCUUCAGAUGGAGGCGAUCACCCCCUUCCCAACCUCGCCCCGUCCCUUUGCGGCUCAGACAUCUCCAGAGGAAGCUUCUUCAAGCCCAGCCCCUUAUGGGUCGGGGGAGCCUGUGCAGCUCAGGGACCGCUUUGGAGAACAGUCCCCUGUAUUUCUCAAACAUGCCCAUCCUCCUAAAGAGAGCCCGGAGCCCAAGGACCGAGUAGGGCUGGCUGUGACCCCAGACGGAGGUGAGCGCAGGGCCCCUCCCAUCGCCAGCAGGAAGCCCAGAGUUGUCCCUGAAGAAGCCCAGGGGUUGCUGUUCCCUUCAGGGAAGCAAAAGGAGAUGACCUCUUUCCAGGCUGGGGGUCAAGAGGGCUCCCUGGAAGAUAUUAGCAAGACCUCUGUGGCCAACAAGAUUCGUAUCUUUGAGACCCACGGAGCUGAAACUCGCUGGGCGAGUCAGGGUGAAACCAGGGCCUUUGCAAACGAGUUGUCUUCGGAGGCCUCCGUGGGGCAGGUCGAGCAACAGCGGAGUAGGCGUUUAGACCUGGGAUUUGCUCAGUUCCAGCCCCCAGGGGACUUUGCUGCCCCCAAAGCCACACAUUCCUCCAUGAUGCCGCCAGCUACCAGACACUUCCGGGAGGGCAUUUCUACCCCAUCCCCCCGGGAAGGAUGCAUGGACGUCGAGCUCGUGUCCCCCAGUCCAGGCUGUGAAACUACACUGGAGGAAGCUACUGGGGGAACUGGCCACAACAAAUCCGGAGACACGGUCAGGCAAGAGAAGCACGUUACCAGCUUAGCAGCGAAUCCCCCAGGAAAGGGGGGGCACCUGAGAUUCACCAGCCCCUCAGGCCCUCAGAGAGCAGGGCUGAGGGAGGGCUCCGAGGAGAAAGUCAAACCGCCACGGCCCAGGGCCCCAGAGAGUGACACGGGAGACGAGGACCAGGACCAGGAGAGGGACGCGGUGUUCCUGAAGGACAACCACCUGGCCAUUGAGCGUAAGUGCUCCAGCAUCACGGUCAGCUCCACGUCCAGCCUGGAGGCCGAGGUCGACUUCACAGUCAUCGGCGACUACCACGGCAGCGCCUUCGAAGACUUCUCCCGCAGCCUGCCUGAGCUUGACCGAGACAAAAGUGACUCAGAAACCGAGGGCCUGGUGUUCUCCCGGGAUCUCAGCAAACGGGGCCCGAGCCAGGAUGACGAGUCUGGGGGCAUCGAGGACAGCCCGGACCGAGGGGCCUGCUCCACCCCGGAUAUGCCCCAGUUCGAGCCCGUGAAAACGGAAACCAUGACAGUCAGCAGCCUGGCUAUCAGGAAGAAGAUCGAGCCGGAGGCUGUACUGCAGACCAGAGUUGCCACUGUGGACACCACCCAGCAGGUUGAUGGGACUGCCCCAGGGGGGAAGGAGUUCAUAACAACUACUCCCUCCAUCACCACGGAGACCAUAUCAACCACCAUGGAGAACAGUCUCAAGUCCGGGAAGGGGGCAGCUGCCAUGAUCCCAGGCCCACAGACGGUGGCCACGGAAAUCCGUUCUCUUUCUCCGAUCAUCGGGAAAGAUGUCCUCACCAGCACCUACGGCGCCACCGCGGAAACCCUCUCCACCUCCACCACCACCCAUGUUACCAAAACUGUGAAAGGAGGAUUUUCUGAGACGAGGAUCGAGAAGCGGAUCAUCAUCACCGGGGACGAAGAUGUCGAUCAAGACCAGGCCCUGGCUUUGGCCAUCAAGGAGGCCAAACUGCAGCAUCCUGACAUGCUGGUAACCAAAGCUGUCGUAUACAGAGAAACAGACCCAUCCCCAGAGGAGAGGGACAAGAAGCCGCAGGAAUCCUGACCUCUGUGAAGAGUUGCUGGCGUUUCUGGUCCAACCCAAGCCAGAGAACCGUAAAGAAGGGGCCUUCAUUCUGGAUUCUCCAACUGAACACCGACGUCCCAGCUGCGACGUACUGUCCCUGAUGAGAGACUGGGAAAGGAAAAGCAUAUAUAUAUAGAUAUAUAUAGAUAUAGAUAUAUAUACGGGAAACAUCACGUCCUUGCACUGCUGCCGGGGCUGGCCGAGCAUUCGGCCGACAGCAACGGCCAACAUCUGAACGCCUACAUUUCCUGUGCAGACAAAUUGAAGAAUUGGUAGGAUUGUUCAGGAAAAAAAAAAUUAUAACAACAAUAAUCCCUUGCUCCGCCCCCCUCACCCCCUGCCGCGCCUGUCCCACCCCCCCUUGAAGCCCCGCGGAACAACCAAGGCAAGCCAGACCACGCUGAUUGUAGAAGUACAAUGCGACCCGGGUUCUACACGUUCCAUUCAGUGGACGAGCAUUCCAUUUCUUUUUCUCCUGCGUCUGUUGCCCACUCAAAUGCAAAGGAAAACACUUUUGCAGCCAAGCAAGAGAAGCUGCAGCAGCAAGACACGCCCUGCCAAACGUUUUCCAAGAAAGAGAGAAAAUUCCCUGCUCGGAAAGGAGGAGGAGGAACACUAGAUUCUUAUUUUUUGGGUCUUGACACUGGGCUGCAAAAUCCACCUUCCUUUCUUCCGCCUCCCCUCCCUGUCGACUGUCACACAUCUUGUCAGUCAUUUUCUGUCUGGGUUCCCUCCUCCCUCUCCCCCACCCCACCCCCGCCUCACCUUCUGUGUCCUGGUCCUGCUGAGGGCCACUGCAGAUGACUCUCAUUGGAAGCGAGAAAAAGCAAAGCAAAGCAAGAAUGUGAAACGAAGCCACAGGAGGUGAAGUAGACAUUGUAUGUUAUGGGUUCUCAUUAUGAAGGUGCAGCUCGUAGAUUUGUAUGGAUGUGCUUUUAAGUUAUGUAUAUUACAUAUAACAGGAAACAAAUAUUAAAAUAAACAGUGCUGGUAAGUAUGAAGCUGACAUUUUAAAAUUAUAA
Molecule: messenger RNA, 6388 nt
Organism: Balaenoptera acutorostrata (minke whale)
Lineage: Eukaryota; Metazoa; Chordata; Mammalia; Artiodactyla; Balaenopteridae
Gene: EPB41L1
Product: erythrocyte membrane protein band 4.1 like 1
Exons: 25
Coding region: 483-5345 (1620 amino acids)
Biological process (GO): cortical actin cytoskeleton organization
Cellular component (GO): plasma membrane; cytoskeleton
Molecular function (GO): structural molecule activity; actin binding
Source: RefSeq, a predicted model, not a curated record